CGGGUCUUGAGUGACACCAUACACACUCUGAUUGGCUGGGAUUGGACAGUGGGACGUGCUCGUGCGCCGGCGUUUAACAGGUUGCGCAAGACGCCAUUUUGGAGUGACAGCGGAAAAAUAACGGAAGAUCGCGGAGCUAGCCUUGGACAAGCGCCGUCGCCAUGGGGAAUGUAUUCACUAACUUAUUUAAGGGCCUGUUUGGCAAGAAGGAGAUGAGGAUUCUAAUGGUGGGCCUUGAUGCUGCAGGGAAGACCACCAUCCUGUAUAAGUUGAAGCUCGGAGAGAUAGUCACCACCAUUCCCACCAUCGGUUUUAAUGUUGAGACGGUAGAAUAUAAGAACAUCAGUUUCACUGUUUGGGAUGUGGGCGGUCAGGACAAAAUCAGGCCGCUGUGGCGUCACUACUUCCAGAACACUCAAGGUCUGAUCUUUGUGGUGGACAGUAACGACAGAGAGCGGGUCAACGAGGCGCGGGAGGAACUGGCCAGGAUGUUGUCUGAGGACGAGCUGCGAGACGCCGUUCUGCUGGUGUUUGCUAACAAGCAGGACCUCCCCAACGCCAUGAACGCAGCAGAGAUCACAGACAAGCUGGGCCUGCACUCCCUGCGCCAGCGUAGUUGGUACAUCCAGGCCACGUGCGCCACCAGCGGUGACGGUCUGUACGAGGGUCUGGACUGGCUGUCCAACCAGCUGAAGAGUCAGAAAUGAUCCAUUCCACCAGUCCGGCUUUUUCUUUGUUGUUUCUUUGUUCUGUUUCGACACAAUGGCAGCACCGGAUCCAGACUCCAACGUGACCCGGCUUUCUUUCAACUACUUCCUUUGUCCCCUUCUCUCGGGUGGUGUGUGUACCUUGUGUUUGGUGGGCCAAACUCCGCCCACUCUGUCUGCACGUACCUUCUGUCCCCUCCCCCAGAGGAAGCAUGGUUUUCAUAAGGCCCCGACAGCAAGGGUGGCCCCUCCCCCACUGUAUUAAACACCUGAUUGCUAGACGCUGACUUACCUGCGAGCCCCGCCCACCUGUAAGAAGCAUUUAACCUGUAUCAGGUCAGACUGAGUCCACACCACAUCCUUGGUCUUUGCUGCCAUGUGAAAAUCAUGCUGUCUCUCCAGCACCAGACCUUGUCUUGGACUGAGACUUUGUCCUCCUUCAUCACUCUUUCUACUUUGACUGCGACCCAAACACCCCAGCAGCAGUCUGGAGGAGCUUUUCUCACCAGCGCUUUGGAUGACCAAACAAGAUGGUAGGUGGUUGGUGAAGUCCUGGCUGCUUCUUGUGUGGAGACUGAUUGUAAAUGUGUAAACUGUUUGUGUGGGCUUUCCUCAACACAUUAAUAAACAUGAUUUGAUCCAAA
Molecule: messenger RNA, 1351 nt
Organism: Nerophis lumbriciformis (worm pipefish)
Lineage: Eukaryota; Metazoa; Chordata; Actinopteri; Syngnathiformes; Syngnathidae
Gene: arf2b
Product: ARF GTPase 2b
Molecular function (GO): GTP binding; GTPase activity
Source: RefSeq, a predicted model, not a curated record